Molecule: messenger RNA, 1500 nt
Organism: Nerophis lumbriciformis (worm pipefish)
Lineage: Eukaryota; Metazoa; Chordata; Actinopteri; Syngnathiformes; Syngnathidae
Source: RefSeq, a predicted model, not a curated record
AUGGCGCAGUUCGGACUGGAGAACGACAUCAGCAAUACACUAAAGUUGGACGUGCCCAUUACUAAUGCGCCAAUUGCUCGCUGGCAGAGGAAAGCUAGCGCGUCCAACGCAUCUGCGAUUGGCCUUUCCCCGGGGAAGUCCACCAACAUCUCCUUGAACGCUUCCAAGACUCCUGGUAAGACGCCGGCCAAAACACCAGGCAAGUGGCGAACAACCCCGUCAAAGAAAAUGGGAGAGGACCGCUUCAUUCCAAUCCGGAAUGAUAAACAAAUGGAAGUGGCGAGUUUCUUGCUCUCAAAGGCAAAUCGGCCCAAGGAAGAUGUUUCAGCAGCCACAUCUGACCAGAAGGAGCUUUCCCUAUUGCUGAACGGAUGCAAUCUGGAAGAGGCCCGUAUCCUGCAAUUUAGUGGGAAGCCAACAGUUAACCCAGAUGGCCAACACAACGCAAUGAAGUCCCUCUACAGUCACACAGUAACACCCAUGUCCAACAAAAAGACACGAUACAUCUAUUCAACGGUCGACAAAAUCUUAGACGCUCCCGCAGUUCAGAAUGAUUUUUAUUUGAAUCUGCUCGACUGGAACAGCCGUAAUGUUGUAGCGGUCGCGCUCCAAAACAGUGUGUACUUGUGGGAUGCCACUCGAGGAGAUGUCGUCCAUCUCAUGACUAUGGAAAAUGAUGCGGAUUAUGUCAGCUCCCUUUCUUGGACAAAAGAUGGCAGCUACCUGGCAGUUGGCACCAGUGACUGUGCAGUCCAACUGUGGGACGUGGAGCGAGAGAAAUGUCUUCGACAAGUAACCAGCCACUCUGCAAGAGUUUGCAGCCUAAGUUGGAAUAGCCAUAUUCUUUCCAGUGGCAGCCGGUCAGGUCAGAUACACCAUCAUGAUGUGAGGGUGGCAGAGCACCACAUCUUCACCCUGCGAGGCCACUCUCAGGAAGUGUGUGGACUGCAGUGGUCGCCUGAUGGCCACUACCUGGCCAGUGGCGGUAAUGACAACCUGGUGUGCAUCUGGCCCGGCGUAUCCCAGGCACCCCGGGCAGAUGUUGACCAGUCGCUACGUACACUUAGUCUCCACAAGGGGGCUGUCAAGGCUUUGGCUUGGUGUCCAUGGCAACCAGGCAUUCUGGCAUCAGGGGGUGGCACCACAGACUGUCAUAUCCGCAUCUGGAACGUCAACAGCGGCUCAUGCCUCAGUUCACUCGACACUCAAUCCCAGGUGUCAGCUCUUGCAUUUGCACCCAACUACAAGGAGCUGCUCUCUGCACAUGGUUUCUCGCACCAUAAUUUGGUAAUCUGGAAGUACCCAACCAUGACAAAAAUUGCAGAGCUCAACGGACACGAGGAGCGAGUUCUCAACAUCGCUAUGAGUCCGGACAACUCGACAGUGGCCAGCCUGGGAGCGGAUGAAACCAUCCGCAUAUGGAAGUGCUUUGAGGUGGACCCCAAGAAAAGACCCAAAAACAAGACACCCCGAUCUGCCUUCACUCAAUCCAUAAGAUAA